UCACAUUUACGAAACAAAAAGUCAUUCUGACAGUGACGUGACGUGUAUCAUUUCAUGCGGACGAAUAUUGAUUGGUUUUUACCAAUGAUCUUAUAUUAAUUUCUAACAAUAUAAGUAGAAUAUUAUUAUGUCGACUAAGAAUAAAACUUCUGAUGGUGUUAGUAAGGGUAAAGGGGUUGAUUCUUUGUGGAAAAAGGCGUUUACUUCAAAUACAGACUGGCCCGACAAGGAAGAGUUUUUAGAUGUAAUUUAUUGGAUGCGGCAAGCUAUAGGCAUAAUUUUAGGCCUGUGCUGGGGAUUGUUACCAUUGAAGGGUUUCAUUGGAUUAUUGCUAUUUGUAGCAGUUAAUGCUGGGGUAAUAUAUUUGUAUGUGAACAAUUUCCAGACUGUAGAUGAGGAGGAAUAUGGUGGCAUGUGGGAAAUUCUUAAAGAAGGCUUUAUGACAUCCUUUGCUGGAUUUUUGGUAACAUGGAUAAUCAUAUACACAGGAUUGUACAGUGAUAGUUUAUGAGACAAACAAUGAAAUGACCAGUGUUAGCCAAGAUAACUGCCAAGUCCUAGUACAAAGGAAUGUAGAGCCAAAAGUCUUACCUUGUUGUGGUUUGAGAAGAAAUUUGUUAUAAAGAUAUGUUAAUGACAGAUGGCACUAGUAUGCCAAAACUUGUUAUUUCUAUUAUUAUUUAAUUAUGCAACAAAACUGAGUUUAAGCCAUUAGCUAACAACAUAAUUCAGUUCAAAAGUGGUAUAGCCCCAUGUUGAAACCCCAUGCAUAUAGAAGAUAAAUAAUAAGGGAUUUAAAAAUAGCCAAAUUAAUUAUUUUACAUAAUAUAGCAACCAUACAUGACCAAUAUAACUAAUUAUUAAAAUUUUAAUACAUGAAAUAGCGUUAAAAUAUUUAAUAAUUACGUACUAUAAUGUAGAACAAAAAUUAAAUCACUUUUGCUCUGAUAGCCUCAAUUAAGAACAGCUGAACAGGCAUCAUAUGCAUACGUGCAGUUACUACAACAUCAGCAUUUUACUAGGUAAAUAAAAUUGUACUAUAACAUUAAAUUAAUAGGCGUCAUAUCCUGGAGGAUUAAGUUUGGAAUCCCAGUUGUCAAUCAGUACUGCGUCCACACUAAACAUAUUUAAUGUGUAACGUUUCAAGCCAUGUAUGAAGCCGGUUUCAGCAUCAAGCAUGCUGACGUCAUAUGGGUUCCAACCCUUAUCUCUAUAUUUCGUGAUAUUUCUUAUGCAAUAAAUACAAGGCUGGUAGUAGUAAGUAUCUUUCGUACUAACACCAUGAAGUUUUGAGCCUCUAUGCAAUUUCCUCUCAUAUUUGAAUAAGGUCAGACUUAAAAUAUGACAGAGUUAUGAAUGUUUUUGUGAAGAGCCUGCAAAGUCAUUACCUUGACGUGGUAAAUUAAUUAGAUAUACGCGUAUUAGAAUUACAGGACGAUUUCCAUAAUAUAUAUAAAUAAAUUUAAAAACAAACUGUCGUGAGAAUUUUCAGAUAUUUUAUUUUUAAAAUUCGAAGCAAUAAAAUGGAGAACUUGAAAAAUGGCGGGUUUUUGUACACUUUUUAUACGGUUCACUUUUCGGUUUAAAUAUAUUAGGUUUCGAGUUUCAUAAUUAUUUGUUUAAGCUGAUAUCCAGCCAAUGCUCAACAAAUAAAUAAUA
This is a messenger RNA of Hyposmocoma kahamanoa, 1659 nucleotides long. RefSeq lists its product as uncharacterized. The record is from RefSeq and is a predicted model, not a curated record. NCBI's taxonomy places the organism in Eukaryota, Metazoa, Arthropoda, Insecta, Lepidoptera, Cosmopterigidae. The transcript is spliced from 4 exons. Gene Ontology annotation, biological process: mitochondrial respirasome assembly. Bases 128 to 511 code for a protein of 127 amino acids.